UGCGGGGCUUUCGAGUUUUUACAAGUGGAGUUAGCGCUAGAGCUGAGAGAGAGAAAGCCAGAGAGAGAAAGAGGAGGAUUUUGGAUGAACGUAUAUUCAUUGGGAGGUGCUAGUCAUGGGGAGGCAACCGUGCUGUGACAAAUCCGGGGUGAAGAAAGGACCGUGGACGGCGGAGGAGGACAAGAAGCUCAUCAACUUCAUCCUCACCAACGGCCACUGCUGCUGGCGUGCCGUCCCUAAGCUUGCCGGCCUCCGCCGCUGCGGCAAGAGCUGCCGCCUCCGCUGGACCAACUACCUCCGCCCCGACCUCAAACGCGGCCUCCUCAGUGAGGCUGAGGAGCAGCUCGUCAUCGACCUCCAUGCCCGCCUCGGCAACAGGUGGUCGAAGAUCGCGGCAAGGUUGCCCGGGAGAACCGACAACGAAAUAAAGAACCAUUGGAACACCCACAUCAAGAAGAAGCUGCUCAAGAUGGGGAUCGAUCCCGUGACCCACGAGCCCUUGAACAAGCCUCAGAAAACUCCAUCCGAACACGACCCGGAAGCUUCUCUGUCGUCAUCGCAAGCGGACCCUACGUCCGAAUCGCCCGCCAACACGCACCAACCCAACAACGCUCACGCGGACGAGUACAACUCGUCCUCGUCCUCCCCGUCGGCCUCGUCCGCCGAGAACUGUUGCUCCGGCAGGGACGAGUCCACGGUCUUGCUCGAGUACAUCUGCAGUGGCGGUGGCGGUGACGACGACCAGUCGUUCUUGAUGGACAGCUUGUGGGUGGACGAAUCGCAGCCGGCAGGGCCACCCACCUUUGACGUCUCGCCGAAGGAAAACCCCAGUGGCGGCGGCGGUGGCGACGUGGCGGGCUUUUUCCCAUCUUGGCCGGACGAGAACGAGAGCUUCUCGUGGUUGUUGGGGGGUCAAGAUUACGGCAUCCACGACUUUGACGGGUUCGACUGCUUCGGCGACGACGGUACGAUUAGCAUCCUCGACGGUUUAGACUUAGAGAUGACCGACAAGAUAUUUUAGCAUUGAAAGAGACGAUCGGACUCUGUUUGCAACAAGAAUACGUGAAGAUGUAUCAAUCGUAAUCAUCACCUCCCUGUGCAUACGUUCGUUCGUAGGAAAUGUUUCUUUCUUAGUUUGAAAUUGUCCCUUAGGGUGAACAGGUAAAAGUGUAGUUGGCCAAAGCAGGUCGUCACGACGAGGAUGUUGAUGGGGAAACCCUGGCGAAUCGCUCGAAGGUGGGGGACCAUUCGGUGGAUCAUGUACUAAGUCACGUCUUAAUCCAAAGACGAAAAGACAUGUAGGGAUUAUAAACAUGCGACGUUGGAUUAGUGUUUCGAGGUGGUGGUGGUGGGGUUUUGAUUUAAGUGGAAGCCCCCUCUUUGUAUAUAUAGCUUUAAUGUGCAGUGGAUCUAUAAAAUGAAAAAAAAAAAAAAGAGAGAGAAGAAGGCAAGGACUUUUUGUUACUUUCCUCCUACCAUAUUAUUAUUGAUGAAUUAUCGUAAUUUUUUU
Eucalyptus grandis is the source of this 1510-nucleotide messenger RNA. RefSeq names its product MYB-like transcription factor ODO1. NCBI's taxonomy places the organism in Eukaryota, Viridiplantae, Streptophyta, Magnoliopsida, Myrtales, Myrtaceae. The record is from RefSeq and is a predicted model, not a curated record. The coding region runs from base 116 to 1021 and encodes 301 amino acids. The transcript is spliced from 2 exons.